Messenger RNA from Enterobius vermicularis (human pinworm), 1143 nucleotides. Lineage: Eukaryota; Metazoa; Nematoda; Chromadorea; Rhabditida; Oxyuridae. The record is from the annotation of a GenBank genome assembly.
UUAGUUGGGAUCGCCUUACGUGAUAUGGCCGAUAUUAUUGGUCCGCUACGGCCUUCUGAUAGUUGGUCAACCACGGAAGUCCGGACUCUACAGCAUUCUCAUGUUUGGGCAAUCAGAGGAUUUUCACAGUGCGAUUGUCGUUAUUUGGAGACUUCAGUAAAAAUUAAAGAAUCGCCGAUUCCAAAUACGAACUGUGAUAGUUAUUUGACUUUUCGUAUUCGCUUGCAUCCGCAAGGAAAUAAGGAAUCCAAUAAAGACUUUAGUUUUUUUCAGGUGUUUUGUAACACUAAUACAACGAAAUAUCGUGCUAAAUUUUCUGUCUUUAAUGCCAAAAAUGAAGAAGCACAGACUACUGUUUACAACGGGACACAACAGUUGCACGGAUAUUUUGAGUAUAUUCGACGUGAUCUUCUUAUUGCCCACAUUCAACCACAGGACGAGUUACAGCUGGUUUUGAAUUUGACUAUUAAUUUUGAUACUGUGACAAAAACCAGCCAGACCCAGCGGCCAAGUGGCUUACCGGAGCCUAAAUUUACUGAGAUGGCUCGUGACAUGGAGAAUUUUUUCCGUGAAGGGAGGCUGUCCGAUUUUACAAUUAUCGCCGGUGGUCGUGAAAUGCGUGCGCACAGAGCAAUUUUAUCUGCUCGCUCUCCAGUAUUCGCUGCUAUGUUGGAGCCACAUACUGAAGAAUAUAAAAACAGUCAAGUUAAUUUUGCUGAUAUCGAAUAUGAGGUGAUGCAUGAAUUAUUAACUUACAUCUAUAGUGGACGGUCUCCGAACUUGACUAAUAUGGCUCUAGACUUAUUGGCUGCAGCGGAUCGCUUUCAGUUAACUGGUCUCAAAGAGAUGGCUGAUCAGGUUCCAACCUUAAAACUUUGGGGUGCACAGGUGCUGCGUAGCGGUCUUACUGUAGAGUCGGCUUGCCGGUAUCUUGUUUUCGCAGAUAUGCAUAGUGCACAGGACUUGAAGUUGGAUGCUCUAAGGUUUAUCGCUCAAAAUUCAGCGUCAAUAAUUUCGACUGAUGGCUGGGCAGAGUUAGUGAAGCAAGAUCCUGCUUUAGUGACUGAAGUUGUAUCGGCUAUCGCUGCUGCAGAUCCUCGCGCAACCGUGCCGAACGCCAAUAAUUCUUCUUGUAUAUUUUAG